Molecule: messenger RNA, 476 nt
Organism: Staurois parvus
Lineage: Eukaryota; Metazoa; Chordata; Amphibia; Anura; Ranidae
Source: the annotation of a GenBank genome assembly
AUGGGCCCCUGUACCGCCUCCUCAUGCUGCUGCCAGGCCCGUAAUCUGCCAUGGGCCCCCGUACCGACUCCUCAUGCUGCUGCCAGGCCCGUAAUCUGUCAUGGGCCCCCUGUACCGCCUCCUCAUGCUGCUGCCAGGUCCAGAGUGUGUCAUGGGUCCCUGUACGGCCUCCCAUUGCUGCUGUCUCUAUCGCCACACUCUGCCAUGUGCCACUUUCAGGUCUCCUCACACUGCUGGUGGUUUCCAUUUUUGUCAUAGGGUGCUUUAUGGCCUCCCAUUGCUGCUGCCUCCACCGCCACACUGUGGCUCCACACCCUGGUUUUGGCCCCGUGACUGCCCAAAUGAGUGAAGUGUGCGGUGAUUCUAAGAUCGACGGCACUCAUCUGCAUGUCAUACUGACUGACAGUAUUAUUUCUCUUCCCCAGCAGACUCCAAGGGCAUUUAAAUUAAAGGUACAGUGUUCUGCACUAAUAUUA